Messenger RNA from Oryctolagus cuniculus (rabbit), 490 nucleotides. The record is from RefSeq and is a predicted model, not a curated record. Lineage: Eukaryota; Metazoa; Chordata; Mammalia; Lagomorpha; Leporidae.
UCUCUGAGUAUAUAUUUCUAUAUGCCACUAGCAAAUUGUUAGAAUGUGAAAUUAAAUCAUAUUAUUUACAGCGACAUAAAAUGUCAGAUACCCAAGAAUAAAUCUAGGCCAUGGAGUCAGCAGGAGCGUACGUCAGGCAGAAAAGGAAGCCGCAGAGGUUGCGGGCGUCUUGUGAGCCGCUGGGUGACGCCGACCCCUUUGAGGGCCUGCUGGCUGGCGUGGCCCAGAGGAGGGAGCUGGUAACAGAGCUCUUGGACCUGUUGGGACAACGGGAGAUGCAGGACUGGGUGGCAGUGGCUGGAGAUGAGGCCUUGGACAGUGAGCUCCGAGAAGGUGGUGAUGAAGAUGAUGCAGAAGAUGAAAACAGCAUUGAUAACAAAACUAGUUCAGGUGGACCAUCCGCGAAACAGCCAAAACCAUCAUCAGCAUAACAGUGGCUUUCAUGCAAUUUUAAAAAUUGCUACUCUACCCUUGUUGUUACUGACAUUUA